This is a messenger RNA of Anopheles funestus (African malaria mosquito), 4542 nucleotides long. RefSeq lists its product as uncharacterized. Gene Ontology annotation, cellular component: peroxisome. Lineage: Eukaryota; Metazoa; Arthropoda; Insecta; Diptera; Culicidae. The transcript has 13 exons. Gene Ontology annotation, molecular function: alcohol-forming very long-chain fatty acyl-CoA reductase (NADP+) activity. The coding region runs from base 224 to 4057 and encodes 1277 amino acids. Gene Ontology annotation, biological process: long-chain fatty-acyl-CoA metabolic process. The record is from RefSeq and is a predicted model, not a curated record.
CAAACCUAGUGCUGACUAGGUCGGGAUGCGUUGCCACUUGGCAAACACGUUCGCUUUUAUUUCCGUAUUGUUGAGCGAUAUAAAGGUUCGCUACAGAACCGUGGCUCUGGUCAGUGCUUUUGUAGCCUCUCUUGGACGUCAGCGAACCGGGAAGUUUCUGUGACUAGUGUUUGGUGUGAUAAGAUAGCAAGUGUUUUGUAAAGUUCAAAUCGAAAACAGAAAGAUGAAUACUAAAACAAUCGAUACAGGACCGCUCGGAGAAGGUCCACUGAAUGUGUCGGAAUUCUAUCGCGAUGCCACCGUGCUCGUUACCGGUGGCACAGGCUUUAUUGGGAAAGUGUUGGUGGAAAAGCUGCUCCGAUGUUUCGAAGUGAAGAAAAUCUUUUUGCUGAUCCGUCGUAAAGAAAAUGCAAGUGCUACGGAUCGUUUACAGCGGAUGCUGGAGGGGCCGAUAUUCGACAGGAUACGUAGUACGGUACCGGAUGCGAAGGAACGCUUCGCAAAGGUGGUAGCCGUCGACACUACAUUUGAGCGGGAAGACAUUGUCGACGAUGUGGACAAGGCGAAGCUGUGCAAUGAGGUGCAGAUCGUUUUCCACGUGAUGGCAUCGAUCCGGUUCGAUGAGGUACUGGACGAUGCGAUCGCCACCAAUGUCACCUCGGCGCAGCGUCUUUACGCGCUCGCCAGCUCAAUGGCGGAACUACGUUCGAUCGUACACGUGUCGACAUUCUACUCGAAUUGCGAUCGUAAGUACAUUGAGGAGCGAAUAUACGAUGACGUACCGUUCGGCGGUCUGGACCACAUACAGCACUUCUUCAAGAGUAUCAAGCCGGAGGAGAAGGAACGCAUGACGCGGCUAGUUCUGGGCGAAAUGCCGAACUCGUACGUUUUCAGCAAGAAGUGUGCGGAAGCGAUGAUUGGGCGGGAGUUUGGUAAUCUGCCGAUCGGUAUCUUUCGACCACCGAUCGUUAUAUCGAGCUAUCGGGAGCCCGAACCGGGUUGGGUCGACUGUUUCCACGGUGCUACCGGGCUUUGUGUGCCGAUAGUGCUCGGUAAAACCAUGUGGUACUAUGGAAAUCCGGACGUAAAACCGUUCAUGUCACCGGUCGAUCACACCGUUUCGGGAAUGUUGGCAGCGGCGUGCGAUAUUUACAGAAGGCAGUGUACGAUCUUACCGGUUCAAAAACCGGUUCCGGUGUACAACUUCACGUUCGAGAAGAACAGAUUCACCUUCGGUGAUUACGUUCAGCUCGUUACUUCUGGCUUGAGGAAUCCACUAGAUCGAUGGUUGAGUCACAUCAAAUGUCGCAUCAGUCCUUGGAAAAUAUUUCCCCGAAUCCUUCUGUGGUUGAUGACACUGCAGGCCCGUGCUGCCGAUGAAGUAAUGGGCUGGUUCGGCAAGCGUGGCAGUAACCUAAAAGUCGUUUCCGCCAUCACGAAUCUGUCCAAUGCCGUCGAGUACUUCCGAUGCAACAUGUGGACGAUGGAUAACAGCAAUGUGAGGCGAAUGCUGUCACUCCUUUCACAUGACGAUGCGCAGCACUUAGACUUUGAUGGGGAACAGAUCGAUUGGAGGGAUUACCAUAAAUCAUACGCCAAGGGAAUCGCCAUGGAGCUGAUGAGAAAGAAUCACCGCAGACAGCAGUACCGGAAAUCGUUGCUGGUGAAGCAUAAGUUUAGAUUUGACCUGGGAAUUCAAAACAUCAUGGAUACUAACGUCACGAGCACCGAAAGAUUGUAUAACUUUCUACGGAACGCGUCACGUUUGCAAGCGAUCGUUCAUGUCUCCACAUUCUACUCCAACUGCGAUCGAUCACACAUUGAAGAGUGCGUGUAUGACGACAUUCGGUUCGGUGGCUGGGAUAACAUUCGGCGAAUCAUAGAACCACUGACGGAGUCGGAAAAAAGCACACUGAUGCCAGCAUUGAUAGCACCGUUGCCUAAUAAUUAUGCGUUUAGCAAGAAGUGCGCCGAGAUAAUGAUACAGCAGCAGUUUUCCGAACUACCGAUCGGGAUCUUCCGUCCACCGAUUGUGACGCCCAGCUAUAAGGAACCCAUCCCCGGUUGGGUCGACUGUAUACAGGGCGUUACUGGACUAUGUAUCCCAAUACUGAAGCAACGGUUGCUGUGGUACUAUGGAGAGCCUACCGUAUGUCCAUCCCUAACGCCGGUGGAUUAUUGUAUCGCCGGUAUGAUUACUGCUGCCUGCGAUAUUAAGCAGCGACAUGAGGAAAAUCGUGUGCUGCAGUCAUUCGAUCGGCACGUUUCUACACCUCCGGUGUACAACUUUUGCUUCGACAAAAACCUUAUCUCAUGGCAACAGUUCAUACGCCUCGUUGGAUCUGGCUUGCCAACUGCAAGCGGACGUAAGCUUAGGAUACGCCAAGAAUACUUCGAUAUUUGGGCCGCCGCCUCAUUAGUCUAUCUCGUAAUCGACGUCGGCAAACGCAGCACAUCAGCCACCAUAGGGCCUAUCAGGGUGCAAAGGCAGGAAGCAGCAGCGGUUCGUUCGCAACUUCACAACGGACACAGCAACAUGAGCGACACCUGCGGCUCGAAGGUGAUCGAGUUCUACCAGGACUCGGUCGUCCUGAUCACCGGUGCGAGCGGUUUCCUCGGGAAGGUCCUGCUGGAAAAGCUGCUCCGAUGUUUGGACGCGCGCAAGAUAUAUGUGCUGAUACGCCGAAAGCGUGACUACAGUGCACAGAUGCGAUUAGAGCAGAUUCUCAAGUCGAUGUUAUUCGAUCGUGUGCGGAAUGAGACCAAGGCAGCGAAGGCCCUAUUUGACAAGAUCGAGGCGGUCGAGGUAAACUUCGAGCGGGAUGAUCUCGGCCUAGAGCCUGGGUUGCGCGAUCGGAUCCGGCACGAGGUGGAGGUCGCCUUCAAUCUGCUCGCCUCGGUCAACUUCAACGAAGCGCUCGAUCAGGCGCUGGAAACGAACGUCGAGUGUACGCGGCGCGUCCUCAACCUGCUCAGCGGUGCCCGGCGCAUCAAGUCCGUCAUCCACGUGUCGACGUUCUACUCGAACUGCAACCGGACGCUGAUCGAGGAAAAGAUCUACGACGACAUCGGAUUCGGCGGGUACGACAACAUCAAGAGCACGUUCGCCAAGCUCCAGGACGAUCACAAACAGUUCCUGUCGCCGGUCGUGCUCGGCACGUUCCCGAACUCGUACACGUUCAGCAAAAAGUGUGCCGAGGUGGUGGUGCGUGACAAGUUCGGCCAUCUGCCAAUCGGCAUAUUUAGACCACCGAUAGUGACCUCCAGCUACCGGGAGCCCGUACCUGGAUGGGUCGAUAACUUUAACGGACCGAGCGGUAUGGUGGUGCCACUCUCCCAGGGACUGUACAGUGCCGCCCUGCUCGAUCCCAAAAAGAAGCCGUUCAUCGUACCGGUCGACUUCUGCGUCAAUGCGCUGCUCAUGUGCGCGUACGAUGUGAGCAAAUCGAGCGUCCUUAAGAGCAUUCCCGUUUACAACUACACCGAUGACUGCAACCUCUGGACCUGGCAGCAGGUGAUCAAUGGAUUCUUUAGCGGUCUCGGACCAAUCCGGAAACUAGUGGCAAAAUACUUCACCGGCACAAUCACGGUCAACCCGGUGCGGUACGCAAUCUGCAAGCGAAUCAUGAUGUUCCAGGCGUUCUGUCUGGAUCUGAUCCGGACCUUCAGUGGAAAGGAAAAAAUAAUGCAACGAUUGUUCUCCAAGAUGGUGACGCUGAGCGAAGUGUUGCGCUUCUUCUGCCUGAACGACUGGAAGAUGACUAACGCCAACAUCCGCCGGAUCAGCGACGAGAUGUCACCGCUCGAGGCGGAACUGUUCCCGCUCGACAUCAGGAAGAUCGACUGGACCGAGUACUACCGGAACUUUGUGCCGGGCGUGAUCAAGUACGCCGUCCAGCCGCGCAGCCCGCGCAGUCCCAGCAUCAGCGAGCGGAAGCUGAAGGAGUCGAAGCUGCGGGAAACGAAAAAGCUCAACAGUGGCCUGUUCUACCUGUUGUGGAGCUCCGUGUUUAUUAUCGCGCUGAAGAUAUUCAAAAAUCUCUUCAACAAGGUGUGAAGAACUUUCCAACUCCAAGUACGCUUCCAAUUUAUUUAGGUUGAAUUUAAGACGGAAAAUGGGACACGAACACAACAGCAUCACAAAUACACUGCUACACACACACACAUACACACAGAUACACUCUUUAAAUGCUGAAAGGGAACGGGGUAUAUAGGGCAGGAUGUAUGUAGGUCCUGCACCACGGCGCAACACGCAUCAACCAGCAAGCAGCCAGAGCGAGCCGCAACAACUAUUUACUAAAACGCAUGUAACAACACGAACAAACACACAUACACAGCAUCCACAAAACGGAAACGGAAACAUCAAUAUCGCGAAAACAUCAUUUAAAGUAUAGCGUAAUAAUAACAAGAAAAAAAACAACAACUUUGCCACUAGCUACGUAGAGCUAAGAUACCUGAAGUUCAGUGACAGAUUUUUUCCAACAAAUGAUAACGAUUAAAUUAAUUAAUGAAUAAAAUAAACAUUUUGUAGGCUUUUUUGUA